AUUAAAAUGAUUUUUGAAGUUUUAUGAAUAAGUUUACAAAUAAUGUAUCUAAAAGUAAUUAUAUUAACAGUGUUUUUAAUUCCAUUCAUUAAAUCCGAAUUAAAAUGUCCCGAACACUGUCCAGACGAUGAAUCCUUGUAUUUUGAAGGUGAAUAUAAGGGAAGGGAAUGUAAAAGAGAAGAUGGAGAAUAUUUAAUACCAAAAGCGAUUUGUAAUUGUUUUACAAAUUGUGAAAAACGAGUUGGUUUGAAUGAUCAAAAUGUUUAUUGUGAUAACGAUGCUAAUAAAUGUGCUCCAGGAUUAAAAUGUGAUGCAGAAACUGGCAUGUGUGACCUGGAUACAGGUUCGUGCUUUCAUUACAAUUAUUUAGGGCCACCAAACUAUGAGCAUGUAUUACAAUGGAAACCAAAAUGUCUGCCAGAUGGUAGCUACGCACCUGUACAAUGUAAAGGUGAAAAACCAACGGGGAAAUGUUAUUGCUUCGAUGCAACUGGUAAUCGAAUUUUUGGUGAACAAUGGUGGCGUAUUGCUGACAACAUGACUUGUGCUUGUAGCCGACAUCGUGCGGAUUUAGUAGCACAAGGACGUACAGAUGUUUCACUACAUUGUGAUGCGGAAGGAAAUUACGAACCAUUACAGUGUGAUUCAGGUUUAUGUUGGUGUAGUGAUAAAAAUGGUGGUGUAACGAGUACAAUUGUACCAGAAAAAUUAAUGGAAAAACUACCAUGCUAUAAUGUAACAGUGGUUGGUGGCGGAUAUUUACGGAUUUGUGAAAGUGAAGCAUAUGCAUUAAUAAAAAUUAAAAAUGAAUUAGCUGUUCAUGGUACGAUAAACAUUUUGUUUCCAAUACCUAAAUGUGAUUCAGAUGGUAGUUUUGGUAAUUACCAAUAUGACCCAUCGAGAACGUAUUAUUGCUCAUGGAAAGAUGGUUCACGAAUACAAGGCUAUCAACAGGAAUCAAAUACGAACGGAGGAACUUUAAAUUGCAAUUGUGCAAGAGAUUACUGGCAAUCCAAAUUAGAAGGGCGAACUUUUUCAUUAACAUGCUUAGCCAAUGGCGAUUAUAUGCAAUUACAGCAAGUUAACGACGAUUUCUUUUGUGUGGAUUCUGAUGGCUUUGCAGUGAGUGAAAUUAUUCAUAAGAAACCGGAUGAACAAAUCGAUUGUACAGAUUGGAUCUAUCAACCAACUACAGAACCUCCCACGGGAAAUGCCAUACAAGUGACAACUCAAAUUCCGGAAGAUAUUAUUGAUAAUAAUGUCUGAUUAUACCAAAAUAAAA
Messenger RNA from Chrysoperla carnea, 1282 nucleotides. Its product is annotated as thyroglobulin-like. NCBI's taxonomy places the organism in Eukaryota, Metazoa, Arthropoda, Insecta, Neuroptera, Chrysopidae. The record is from RefSeq and is a predicted model, not a curated record. Bases 43 to 1266 code for a protein of 407 amino acids. The transcript has 7 exons. Gene Ontology annotation, biological process: cell-matrix adhesion. Gene Ontology annotation, cellular component: basement membrane.